Molecule: messenger RNA, 2879 nt
Organism: Syngnathoides biaculeatus (alligator pipefish)
Lineage: Eukaryota; Metazoa; Chordata; Actinopteri; Syngnathiformes; Syngnathidae
Gene: zpax1
Product: zona pellucida protein AX 1
Exons: 21
Coding region: 113-2863 (916 amino acids)
Source: RefSeq, a predicted model, not a curated record
GCGAGGCCUCAGGAAGGCAGUCAGCCCCCUUCUUCACUUCAGAGUUGGUUGGGUAUGCUGGGUUCUGAGUGCCAGUCUCUGCAAGUGGUUCUGGUCCUUUGACUUUUCCUGGAUGAUGUGGCUGUACUCAAACUGCAAGAUGUCAACUUCAGUGCAUUUACUGAUAUGGAGCCUGCUGGCUGUGAUGAUUGGCUUGAGUCAAGCAAAGCCCAAUACUAAGAGCCACACAGAGCCAAGUGGUUUAAAGGCUGACUGUGUUGGUAACUUGAUGAGGCUCUCCCUGGACAAAGCCCUGGCUGUAGGGAACCAACUAGAAGUGCAGGCUAUCAAUGGCACCCGACACAUUGUGCUAACACCCGCCUUGGCUGCUCAGUGUGGCUACAGCAUGGAGUCUGACCCAUGGGGUAACACCAGAAUCUAUACAUCACUGAUGGGCUGCUACGUGGACAACAAAAAAGAUGCAUCCUUUGAUAUUGCCCUCAAACUGCGAAUGUACAGUAGACCAGCAGAUGUGGUCUCCCAUAAUGUGAUGAAGACUUGCAGCUAUACCCGUUGGGCCACCAGAGAGAUUCUUUGUGACAGAAACUACAUGGAAGUGUCAAACUACAUGCCCGCGCCUGUUCCUGAUACAAAGGAUGAGUACAUGAAUGCUGUCCCCAAUGAAUCUGGUGCAGAACAAGGUAUCUGGAAGCUGACUUUCUACACACCCAAGGCAGUCGUGAUGAUGAAGGAUGAGGCCGAAGAAGCUGGCUACAAAGCAAUGACCACUGCUACCCGUCUGGUGAUGCGAAGCCCAUAUGAUACAGCCGAGACUUACUCUGAGGAUGUUGCUGGAGUCCCAAUGGAACUUUUCAAGGUUAGCGUCUACCAUAAGAAGCCUGAAGGUUUGACUGUAAUGAACAUGGUGGCUGCUUGCCCCACAGGUGGCGUCCUCUUCACUGAUGACAUGAUCUCAUGGCAUGUCCCCCGCCGUGUGACUCCCCUUCUGGAUGGAAGUGUAAAGAUCCUCGAGAUGCAAAUGGGCAUCAAUGGGCAGCGUCUGGAUCGACGUCAAAUGGCCGCACGUGGUUACACUCUGUCCGCUACAGACUUCCACCUCAUUAUUGAGAUCCCCGUGGGUUCUCCUGAUGGCUACAACAAGAGCCAUGCCCCAGAUUACCAGUACCACAUCACCUACACAGUGGAGCCCAUGCUUGAAGUCCUGUGGCGGUGUGAGAGAAGUCAUGAAGAUACCAGAUAUAAAAUUCUGUUCCCCAUCACCACACCUCUUAUGCCAAGGCCACCUCAAGCUGUUGACUUUACCAAUGCUGAGGAGAGGUUGUUCAGCAUCCAUGUGGGCACCUUCGUUGAGGAUGUAGAACUGAAAAAUAUCACCUUCUCUACUGGCACAUACACUUCAGAAGAGUGUGGAAUCAAAGGCUUUGUUGUACAAGAGCACAGGCAUCCUGGUGGCACAAAGAGCUUCUCUCUGAAAGUUCCCUUUGCCGCCACUGAAGUCCUCAAACAUAAUCCUGAGCCCUUGGUUACAACCUACACCCUUGCUCUGGUCUUUGGUUUCUUGAUCUAUCCUGAAGCAAGUCCUUUUGCUCACCCAGUAGAACUUGUGGCAUCUCUGCAGGAUGUUGUUCUUCCCACCCUCCAAGGAACCUGUGAUCACCAUCAGUUCUACGUUGAAGUAACACUUGGAAAUCAAGGCAAAAACUUCCAGACUCUGGUUGGAUACCAGCCACUAACACCUGAGGUGGCUCAAGCCUUCCGACUGCACGAGAAUGAGACCCAUCUCACGCUUGUUGUUCCCUUUACUGCCAAAGAGACCACAUUUGAGCUUAUAACAUCAGACUCGGUCAGAGCUAGACUGGACAUGCUGCUUUGGGAGCCAAAUAACAACUGGAUGCUUGCUGAUCUCUAUCUGACCUGCAAUUUCCCCUUGCAGACCACUGUGUGCUACCCCAAUGGAACCAUGACUGCUCUGGCUGUCAAGGUAGAAUCAGUUCCCAACCUCAUCCCCAGCUGGCUCACUUUGAAGGACAAGUCCUGCAAACCAACCUACAGUGACGACCGCUUCGCUUAUUUUGCCUUCGCUGUUGCCACCUGUGGAACCACAAGAACUUUCUUUGAAAACUACAUGCUCUACCAAAAUGAGAUUGGCCUCUACUACAAAGGAAAUUCCUACACUUCACCCAACGAUCCAGAGUAUAGGCAAACUGUGUCCUGCUACUACAUGGUCAAUGACACUCAAACAGUUACAUUUGGCUACAAAUCCCGCAGUACUUACCCCUCAGCAGAGAUUGGACAGGGACAACUUGAUGUGCAAAUAAGGCUAGCUCAUGAUUCUUCCUAUUACCACUUCUACCAACCUGAAGAUUACCCAGUAAUGAAAUACCUCAGAGAGCCCCUCUACUUUGAGGUGGAGCUGACCCAUUCUAACGAUCCUUCCCUGGAACUCAUUUUGGAAAGCUGCUGGGCCACAGCUAAUGAAGAUGGAAAUUCUCUGCCCAGUUGGGAUGUCAUUGUGAACACGUGUGAGAACAAAGACGACAGCUAUGUUACACUCUUCCACCCUGUUACGGCUGACUCCAGAGUCCAAAUCCCAUCCCACUUCAAGCGCUUUUCUCUCAAGAUGUUCACCUUUACCAAAGAUGACAAGGUUCUUAAAGAUGAGAUCUACAUCCACUGUAAUGCCAUGAUCUGUGACACAAAUGGUGACUCGCAAGGCAUCUGCCGAGGACAGUGCCCACGUCGCAGUUCUGGCAUUUCUGGAUUUCAUGGAAUCAAAGGAGUAAAGAGAACAAAGAGAAGCCCAGACUCGACCCAGCAAAGGAAGAUCUCAUCUGGACCAAUUUCCCUCUUUAACUCUGAAUAAAGAUUCUUAAAAUAAA